GAUUGGUUACAGGGGUUGCCUGUCAACCUAUUGUGAUGUUCACGCUGGUGGAAUGCGGUGUAGCGAAUUUUCUGACACUUUCAGAUUGUUACGCAAUUUCCAGGUGAUUCUCUUUUGCCUGUCGAGGGGGCGCUUGGUCACGGUUUAAAAAGUAUACACUUUACAACUGUAUUUUCCCCCCAGUAAUUUCUCCGGGGACUGUAGCCUGCAGAGGUGCUGUAGAAAGGUGGGGGUGUGGAAAUAGUCUGGACGACAGCGCUGCCGACUCCACUUUGACCUGUUCCGAGUAUGGCCCUGAGGCAAGCAGCUCGGAGCUUCUUGGGCACUGCCAGGCGCACGGCCACUGUCAGCAUCUUGAGGACACAGGGGACGGCGAAAGCCUUCAAAGAGAAAGAUGAAAAGCUGGAAGAGCAGAAAAUUGCCAAAAUGCCUAAGAUCCAGUUUGACUGGCGUGAUCCUCUGAAUCUGGAAAGCCGGCUGACUGAGGAAGAAAUUCUCAUUCGAGACACUUUCCGCCAGUAUUGCCAAUCAAAGCUGAUGCCAAGGAUUCUUCUGGCAAACCGAAAUGAAGUGUUUCAUCGUGAAAUCCUAUCGGAAAUGGGAGAUCUGGGUGUAUUGGGAUCGACCAUUAAAGGUUAUGGGUGUGCCGGUACCUCAUACGUAUCCUAUGGACUGAUUGCACGGGAAGUGGAGCGGGUGGAUAGCAGCUAUCGGUCAGUAAUGAGUGUCCAGUCCUCUCUGGUAAUGCAUCCAAUCGCGGCCUAUGGCACAGAAUCACAGAAACUAAAGUACCUCCCAAAACUAGCCAAAGGAGAAUUGUUGGGCUGCUUUGGUCUAACAGAGCCAAACCAUGGAAGUGACCCUUCAAGCAUGGAGACCAAGGCAAGAUACAACAAAAGCAGUGACACUUACACACUAAAUGGAUCAAAGACCUGGAUUACUAACUCGCCGAUGGCUGAUAUCUGUGUGGUCUGGGCCAAGUGUGAUGAUGGGAAGGUGCGAGGAUUUAUUCUUGAGAAUGGGAUGAGGGGCUUGACAACGCCAAAGAUCGAAGGGAAGUUCUCACUGCGAGCGUCUUUGACUGGGAUGAUUCUGAUGGAGGAUGUGGAGGUGCCAGCGGAAAAUCUGCUGCCAGGUGCGGUGGGCCUCUCGGGUCCUUUUGGGUGUUUGAACAAUGCUCGGUAUGGAAUUGCUUGGGGAGCCCUGGGAGCUGCAGAGUUUUGUUUGGAAACAGCCAGGCAGUAUGCAUUGGACAGGAUUCAGUUUGGAGUUCCCAUCGCUAGAAACCAACUCAUCCAGAAGAAAAUGGCAGACAUGUUGACUGAGAUCACACUGGGUCUUCAUGCCUGCAUCCAACUGGGUCGAUUAAAGGAGGAAGACAAGGCUGCUCCUGAAAUGAUCUCCAUGUUGAAGCGAAAUUCCUGCGGGAAAGCUCUGGAUAUUGCCAGGCAAGCACGUGACAUACUGGGUGGAAAUGGGAUUUGUGAUGAAUACCAUGUCAUUCGCCACGUCAUGAAUCUGGAAUCUGUAAACACUUACGAAGGUACUCACGAUAUCCAUGCCCUAAUUCUUGGCAAAGCCAUCACAGGUCUGCAAUCUUUCACCGUACAGAAAUAGUCUUAUUUGGCUACAUGAUUUCUGAAAAUCAGCACUUUUUGGUUAGUCUGUUUUCAACCAAAUUCUACGUCAGCACAUGGUAUGUCUGCUGUUUUGAAUCACUUGGCCUCUUCGGAAAAAAAAUCCUUCUUGUCCUAAUUGUAGAAUCCUAGCACAGAGGGUAAACAUUUGGCUGCCUGAUUUUCGAUAGAUCUAUUUGAUUAAUCCUGCACUGUGCUCUUUCCCCAAAACUCUUAAUUUUCUCCCUUUCGAGUGUUAUCCAAGUACCUUUUGGACAUUACAGAUUCUGUUUCACCACCAUUGAGUGCAUUCCAGAUCAUAACAUUGAAGAAGAAAAAUAACACGAACUUCCCCCGUUCUUUUCCUAAUUAAAUACAUUUUUUUAAAAAUGUAAACUUGUAAGAUCUAACAGGGGAGCACAAACACACAAGGAUCUAGGAUCAAAGAAUAACAUUCAGAAGGUAACUAUAAAGUUCAUAGUUUGUAUUUGUUCUUUGCUACAGCAAUUCAUAGCUAAUUUCACUAAUCAUUCUCUCCCUAAACUUUAUAUCCUCCCGAUUUUAACUUUAAGCACUUGGAGCAAGAGAGGAUAUAAUUUGAAACAAUUUUGUUCUUUAGUUCUGCUUUUGAAUUGAUAAUUCAGCACUUUAGGUUUGCCCUAAAAAAAUUUAAAUGGACAACCUUCAACAAAUCUUAUAUUUUCUAUUGGAGUUUUUUAAAGGUUUUUUUUUCCUUUUUUGCCUUAUUCUUCACUUCAGCAUGGAGUCAGACCUCUUAUUCGAAACCAUUAACAUGUUUUAAGUUCACUUCACUUGUGCAGAAAAUCCAACGCCUCUGUAUCUGAAUUUGAGUGAUCUGAGAAAGGAUUAACACUACAUUAGACAAAUGCUGAAAUGUUAAUUCAUUCAUCUGUGCCUUGGAUUUUUUUUUAAAAAAACUACAUAAACAGAAUGCCAUUAAUCACACACUUUAAAUUAUGUUGACAAUUUGCUGCUUACCCUGGCCUAACACCCCCUAACAAUGCACAUAUUUAUAAGAUGACAGGGUAAGUUUUUUUUAAUGCUUCUAUUAUUUGUAAUUAUGUUACUUUCCAUGUCGAAUGGGAAAGACGAGGACUCUCAGCCUUUCCCUCUGCAUUUUGUCCUCCUCUAAUGAACCUAGAUUCCCUACAUAUGGAAUCCGUCAUCUUAUUUGUCACUAAUGGUUUGAGUGUGUGAGGAAGAAAGAAAAUCAAACCCAAAAAUUGUGCAACCCAGUUUAAAAAUUACAAAAUUCUCUCAUAUAAAUUAGAAGCAUUUCUUGAUAAAAGAUCUAGUUUGGUCUUCAGAGCUCAGAUGGUUAUUUUGAACUAGACUGGCUCAAAAUACAAGAGUAGAUAUGUGACUAGAAGUUCUUUAACAUUGGGUUGAACUGGUUAAAUUCCACAGAGACGCCGGAGUUAUUUGAUUGUUAACUCUGUGGCUUUGAGUGGAGUGUCUCUACUGCAAGAGUAAGAGAGCAGUAGACAUUUCAAGCAGGAACUGAGGAUUUCAGAUGAUCAAAAGGAAGGAAAAUAUUUUUGACAUGAGAAACACUUUUUUUUUUGAAAAAGUUUGCCUGAAAUGAUUACUAGCUGACAAGAUCUGUACCUGUUUUGAGGAUUGACACUUUGAGAUCAGUGUACAAAACCAACUAAUCCCUUCUCACUGACACUCUGACCAACUUGUGCAAAGUUUUCUUUACAUUCAACUGCCAGAUAUGGUGGAAACCUGAAAUUGUCAGGGGUAUAGAAGCUUGAGGGUUUCUUUUUUUGGUCCCUUCUUAUGGAACUGAGAUGCUUCUCCUUUUUGGCAAUUCCUACUCCAUCUCCCACUAAGAACAAAAGUUGACUAUGUUGAUGUUCAGCCCUACCCGACAUGUAUGACAAUGUGAUGGUAAAUGGUGCUGUAUCACCAUCUCCUUUGAAAACUUGUCAAUGUUGGCACUUCAAAAAAAUAAGAACCUAACAAUAAAUAUGCAGUUUGCAGGUGUUUCUAAAGCAAAUGUCCCUUCUGUAAACCUUGUAACGUAUGAACAUUUCAGAAUGUAUUCAAUAAGCCACUGUCUACUGCUGAGCCCUGGGUUACUUCAAUUGAGUUCAGUUUUUUUGUUUCUCCCCAGCCCCAAAAAAGGGAAGCUCCAAUUCUUAACAACUUCUGAGAUCUGCAGAACUGAAAAGUCAUGGUUCUCUUUGUAGACAUGGUUGUUCAUUUUGUUGCUAGGACUUGAACAUAAUUCUUUUGUCCCUAAUGUCCCAGUCAUUUUUGCUCCUAGAAUAACCAACUUCAGUACUUUUCCUUUUGUUCACAAGCAAUGGGUGUAAUUUGAAGUUGGGUAUCUAGCCCAUGAAUAAGCAGCAGAGAUCAGACAUUCACGUGGACAUGUGGCUAGGGAUGGUGCUGUUCCUAUAGGCCAGGGGAAUGGGAGGACAAGUGGGUGAAAGUUCCUAGGAGUACAAACCUGGAGAUUCUUCUGAUUCUGACUGCUGAUGUGUGAACUCAAUGAAGAUCAGCCUCCCAUCUGCAACAACUUGGACAUUACAGCGCCACAAGAGACCACUAUUCAAACGUCCUGCUGAAAUUAAUCAGUAUGUGAAAGAAGAGAUUCUAAUCACUGCAGGUUAAUUGUUUAUUUUCUAAAUAUUACACACUAUUGACUUUUAUGUCACUGCGACUGCAAAUAAAUGGAUUUGUUUUAGCCUGUA
Messenger RNA from Stegostoma tigrinum, 4339 nucleotides. Its product is annotated as glutaryl-CoA dehydrogenase, mitochondrial-like. Gene Ontology annotation, cellular component: mitochondrial inner membrane. The record is from RefSeq and is a predicted model, not a curated record. The coding region runs from base 289 to 1617 and encodes 442 amino acids. NCBI's taxonomy places the organism in Eukaryota, Metazoa, Chordata, Chondrichthyes, Orectolobiformes, Stegostomatidae. Gene Ontology annotation, molecular function: fatty-acyl-CoA binding; glutaryl-CoA dehydrogenase activity; flavin adenine dinucleotide binding. The transcript is spliced from 11 exons. Gene Ontology annotation, biological process: fatty acid beta-oxidation using acyl-CoA dehydrogenase; fatty-acyl-CoA biosynthetic process.